Messenger RNA from Oenanthe melanoleuca, 3013 nucleotides. RefSeq names its product BUD13 homolog (gene BUD13). The record is from RefSeq and is a predicted model, not a curated record. The transcript is spliced from 11 exons. Bases 25 to 1929 code for a protein of 634 amino acids. Lineage: Eukaryota; Metazoa; Chordata; Aves; Passeriformes; Muscicapidae. Gene Ontology annotation, cellular component: U2-type spliceosomal complex; RES complex. Gene Ontology annotation, molecular function: RNA binding. Gene Ontology annotation, biological process: mRNA splicing, via spliceosome.
GCCGGAGUUUUGCGUCAGAGCGCGAUGGCGGCGCCGGGGGUGUCGAAGGCCGAGUACCUGCGGCGGUACCUGAGCGGCCCCGCCGAGCCCGCCCAGCCCCGCCGCCGCCGCAAGAAGAAGCCGCUGGGCGGCACCGGCAGAGGCGGGAUGCGGAUCGUGGAUGACGAUGUGAGCUGGAACAGCAUCGCCGCCGCCCCGGAGAAGGAGGAGGAGGAGGACGAGGGGGACAUGCCUGUGGUGGCAGAGUUCAUUGAUGAGCGCCCCGAGGAGGUGAAGCUCAUGGAGGAAUUCCGAACAAACUCCAAGUGGAAGCUUCUAGGAGACGAGGACUCUCAGAGUUCGGAUAUUUCGGGAUCUGCCAAGUCUGCCACGAGGCGGCGCCACGACUCCCCAGAGGCAGCAGGGAAACACAACGGCUCCUUGGACCCCUCCCCUCCCAGGAGACACCGUCACGACACCCCCGACCCCUCCCCUCCCAGGAGACACCGUCAUGAUACCCCUGACCCCUCCCCUCCCAGGAGACACCGUCACGACACCCCCGACCCGUCACCUCCCAGGAGACACCGUCACGACACCCCUGACCCAUCCCCUCCCAGGAGACACCGUCACGAUACCCCUGACCUGUCACCUCCCAGGAGACAACGUCACGAUACCCCUGACCUGUCACCUCCCAGGAGACAGCGUCACGACACUCCUGACCCCUCCCCUCCCAGGAGACACCGUCAUGAUACCCCUGACCCAUCCCCUCCCAGGAGACAGCGUCACGAUACCCCUGACCCAUCCCCUCCCAGGAGACAGUGUCACGAUACCCCCGACCUGUCACCUCCCAGGAGACAACGUCAUGACACACCAGACUCAUCAGCUCCCAAAAGGCAGCGUCGUGACACCCCAGAUCUGUCACCUCCCCGGCGGCGGCAGCGUCACGAUACCCCCGACCCCUCACCUCCCAGAAGACAACGUCACGACACCCCUGACCCAUCCCCUCCCAGGAGACAGCGUCACGACACCCCUGACCCAUCCCCUCCCAGGAGACAGCGUCAUGACACCCCUGACCCAUCCCCUCCCAGGAGACAGCGUCAUGACACGCCAGACUUGUCACCUCCCCGGCGGCGGCAGCGUCACGACACCCCUGACCCGUCCCCUCCUCGUCGGCAGCGUCACGACAGCCCAGAUCUGUCGCCACCCCGGCGGCACCAGGACGUGUCAGCUCAGAGAGAAAAGCCAGGGUCCCCAGGUGGGAAAAAGAGCCGAAGGAAAGGACGGACUUCGCCCGCCCAGAAGGAGCAGCACAGGUCACGGAGUCCCCCAGGCUCUCCCAAGAAGGCUCACACGAUGUCAUCCGGGGCCAAAGCUGGCCUGGUGUCGGCCGACGUGCUGCAGAGGGAGAAGCAGGAGCUGAGGAAGCACGAGAGGAGCACCAAGCACCUGGAAGAGGAAUCCCGGAACGCUCAGACCGUGUUCCGAGACAAGUCCGGCCGCAAGAGGAACCUGGCCCAGGAGCAGCUGGAGCAGAGGCUGAAGGCUGAGGCAGAGGCCAAGAGAGAAGAGCAGUAUGCCAAGUGGGGAAAAGGGCUGGCACAGGAGAGGCAGCAGCAGCAGAAUGUGGAGGAUGCAGUGAAGGAGAUGCAGAAGCCCUUGGCCCGUUACAUCGAUGACCAGGACCUGGAUAGAAUGCUGAGGGAACAGGAGAGGGAAGGAGACCCCAUGGCUGCUCUCAUCAAGAAAAGGAAGGCCAAGGAGAACAAGGAGAAAGAAAAGCCCAGGUACAAGGGACCAGCACCUCCACUCAACAGGUUUAACAUCUGGCCUGGGCAUCGCUGGGAUGGUGUGGACAGGUCCAACGGGUUCGAGCAGCAGCGCUUUGCCCGCAUCGCCAACAAGAAGGCAGUGCAGGAGCUCGCCUACAAGUGGAGCGUGGAGGACAUGUAGGGAGAGCUCCUGCAGUGACCCACGGGCACCACCUGCUGCCAGAGCCCUGAGGAGUGGCUGCUGUCCCUGGAACAAGCCCUGUCCUCGGCCUUCAGCAGCCCACUGGAGCAAGGCUGGAUUUCCCUGCCAGCCAGAGCCUCCAGCUCUCUGGGGAGGACACCAACUCUUGUUUGUUUUGUGACAAACUUCUGUUCUAUGCCAAAUGCUUUGACCUCUGAGGGCAGUUCCCAAGUCUUCAGGUGUCCUGAAUCUCAGGUGAAAAUCUGCUGAACGCUUGGGCUUGGGAGAGUUACCCUUGAGCAGUGGGUCAGUCUGCUCCAGAACUCAGGUUAAGUUGAACUUCUGAACUUUUGUUAAGUUUAUGCAGUUAUUUUGCCAAGUAGAUGCCAGAGUUACCAACGUGCAGGAAAGUUCAAGCUCAGCUUCUCCUGACCCUGUCCAAGCAGGAAACUGAGCAGGGAAUGCUGUGGCACUGGAAGAGCAACCUGCAGUGCUGCAUUGGCAGCCAGAUCUUCAGGAGCCUCAGCAAUUCUUCAGGGGUCCAUUUCUAGUGGAACUAAAUGUGUGGAGAAUUAGGACUUCAGACCUGGAAUUGCUUCUCUCAUAGUUGGGAGCAGCUGGUCCCCCCAGACCCCUCUGGAUUUGGGGCUGGUCUCAGCACUUCCCCCACUCUGCUGCCUGGGGCUCACUCUGGUGGGGGGUGUAACAACCCUUCCUUCUCCUGAGAUCAGAUUUGUCAGUCUCAGAGCUGGAGGCUGGGCAGAGCUUCCCUUAAUCCCUGUGUGCCAGAAAGCACUUGUGGAAAUAAAUACAGUUGUUCUUGUUGAGGUCCCAGGGAUGGAAUGCAGGCAGCAGUUUCCAUGGAGAUGCCUUGGCUGCAGCAGUGGGCAGGGCAGGGCAGGAUUGCUCUUUUCAGGGAUUCUCCAGCAUUGGGAGGGCUGUGGGUGGGAGGGAGAGCAGCAAAGUCUCCUCUGGAGUGGCAGACUCUUGGGGCUUCCCUGUUUUUCAUCUCUUGUGUAACAUUUCCAGCAGCCCUGGAAUUGGUGUGUUCACCUGUAAAUAACACCUCUCUUUUUGUACUCCA